GAGUGAAUUUUAUCAAGGUCUUCAGGAUGCAAUUUUACAUGGUGACAAUAAUCCAGAACAUGUAGGUCACAGAAUAGUACUUCCUGCUACAUUCAUUGGGAGCCCUCAAGACACGAUACAAUGA
Entrophospora candida is the source of this 124-nucleotide messenger RNA. NCBI's taxonomy places the organism in Eukaryota, Fungi, Glomeromycota, Glomeromycetes, Entrophosporales, Entrophosporaceae. The record is from the annotation of a GenBank genome assembly.